This is a messenger RNA of Dunckerocampus dactyliophorus (ringed pipefish), 2710 nucleotides long. RefSeq names its product CD99 molecule-like 2 (gene cd99l2). The record is from RefSeq and is a predicted model, not a curated record. NCBI's taxonomy places the organism in Eukaryota, Metazoa, Chordata, Actinopteri, Syngnathiformes, Syngnathidae. Bases 148 to 777 code for a protein of 209 amino acids. The transcript has 10 exons.
AUGUGGGCGUGUUCUCAGGCGCCAUAGUGAACGCCUCAAUUGCGGCUCCUCAUCAGGGACACGCUGAGUGAAAACCUCCAAAUCAGACAGAAGACCAGCGGACACGCCCGGUAUCCGUCCCUUCUUCUCGCCGGUUCGUUGUCGGUUAUGGCGGCUCUUCGCGGGUUUUGUUGCGGCUGUUUGCUGCUGGCACUGCUGCUUCCUCUGCAAGUCCUGUCUCAGGGCCUGGACCUGGCAGAUGCGCUUGGUGAUGACAGCAUUAAAACCACCACUCCAAAGCCAGUAGGCACCAAGGCGCCUUUCAAGCCCAAACCCAAACCAGCUGAUGAUGGCUUUGACCUGUCUGAUGCCUUGGACCCCAACAAUGACAUUGGUAACAGGGACAAGAACAAGGGGCAGAGUGGAGGAGGAUUUUCCGACAGUGACCUAAUUGAUGUCAGCAAAGAUGACAACUACAAGCCUGACAAAGGCAAAGGUGGACGACCAAGUGGUGACCGUGAUCACAUUAACCAGUAUGACGACAACAGCGAGACCACAGCAGAAGUGGGCACCAUCGCAGGCAUUGCUAGUGCCGUUGUCAUGGCGCUGGUGGGCGCGGUCAGUAGCUACAUCUCUUACCAGAAGAAGAAAUUGUGCUUCAGUAUACAACAGAGCCUGAAUGCUGAGAUGGUGAAGGCUGACAAUCCCAAUGCUGUGGUGGCAACAGAACCACAAGUCCAACAAACGCUUCUGGAGCCUGCCAGUGCUGAACCCCGCAUAGAGGAGAAUGUUGUGUAGCUUACACACACACACGCACACACACACACAGGCCGUAUGUAGGAGUGCACUGUGUUGCAGAAAUGAUGAAUUUGAAGUAGCUAACAUUGUUAGAAUAUUGAUUCCCAGCCACCAAUGUAUUUUUAAGGGUAAGGAUCCAUAUUCAGGAAUUUUGACUGACAUUUCCCAUUUAGCAAUGAUUUCUUAUUUGAACCAGAUUUACUAACUCAUAGCCACUGGUGACUGAAUAAUGUUUCACUAUAACAACAACAAUAAUGCGUUGGCAUCAGUAUGUGUGACUAAUGCUAUUAAGGUGUUCUCAUUCCUGCAAAAUGUGACAUAUAUUUAUUUAUUUCGGUUGUUGUGUAAUCUUUGCUGCUUUUUUUUUGUUAAAAAAACAAUUAACAGUACAAGUUACAGUUACAGUACAAGUAACAGGUACUGGAGCUGCUUCUUCUAAAACAGGGGUGUCCAAACGUCUUCCACCGAGGGCCGCAUACUGAAAAUCAAAGAAUGCGGGGGUGCCACUUUGAUAUUUUUAUGUAUUUUUUAAUUUUGGAAAAAGGCUAAAAAAAAACCCAAAAAGCUUAAAAUUAUUAGUAUCAAAAUUUCAGCUUCUUCUCUUUACAUUUUUCCUGGGUUCUUUGGUUGAAUUUUAGUUCUACAAUGUGUCGCGGACCAAUAAAAAAAAAUGGCGCCCGGGCCCCACUUUGGAUGCCCCUGUUCUAAAAUGUAAAUAAUUUUUUUUUCCAACUUUGCUUCUCACAGCAAUGCCCCAAUGAAGGAAGUGUAGAGAAGUUUGGAUGUUUAUUGAUUGUUCUUCCUGUGAGGCAAGAUAAAACAAAAGUUCAAAGGUCGUUUAGCUGAAUAGAAUGGACAUUUAGUUUGACUGUCGCUGCAGUAUUUAGCUUUAGCACUGUGGUACAACUACAAUAAUGGCUGUGUCUCAAAUGGAAUACUUCCGUCAGUACACUUCAGUAAGUAUCCUGUGUACACUGUGUACUUAGUAACUGAGUGCACUAAAUUUGAGGAAAUUUGUUGUCCCAAAACCAUUAAUGUUCUGACGCGCUUACUGGAAAUGAUGAUUAGAAUAUUUACGCACGUCCUCUAUUUUUUUUAAAGAAUUAAGUGAAUUGCAACCACUCAAGUUAUUCCCUCCCCUUCCGAUGCAGCCAAGACGGCGACUAUUGACGUACUGUAAUUGGUAUUGGUAAGUGUCCAUCACUACACACUGACUGUUUUUGUGUGUGUCUUGAGUGCACUACAUUUUGCCAUCUUCAGUGUGAACCCAUUCAUACAAUCAAAAUGCUGUAAGUGUAAGUACACAAGUGUGCAAAUUGAGACACAGCCACUUUGGUGCUUAGCCUUUAACCUUCUCUUUUUUACACUUUUUACCUUUUGCUAAGAUAGUUUUCUGGACUGCCUUUCACUGUUUAUCUGCUAUUUACUGUCAUUUUAGAGCUCUGAUAGCAUCAUAAUCAUAAUGAUAAUCAUAAUUCAUGUUAGCGCCUGUGUCCUCUUCUCUUGCUGCAAAUUUGGAUUUGACCAAAGACGGCUGAUUAAGUGACUUUUAGAAUCACAUGCUUGCACAUGGGGCACUAAAGAAUGUAACAACAUGAUUGAUGAGUGAUUUGGAGUGAAAGUGUAGCAUUUAUGCACCUCCGACCUUACAAAUAAUGUGUCUCACUUCCUGUUGCGAUUAUUUGGUAAACCAUUGAAGUCACAACAUGACAUUUUAUCAGCACAAUGGUACAAUUCCUAUACUUGCACCUGUCUAAUCUACUUCCUGUGUGUAAAUAUGACAACGUGUACAUAUUGUCAAUCCAUUUGGACAACGAAAUGUUUGCAUCUUUCAUCAUUUUGUGUCCACGUUCUCUCUUUAUUCCAACAUCUUUCACUUCAUGCUAGCAGUAUGCACUCGUACAAUAAAUAAAUCCUUUGGGGAAGACUGACA